Molecule: messenger RNA, 1928 nt
Organism: Tripterygium wilfordii
Lineage: Eukaryota; Viridiplantae; Streptophyta; Magnoliopsida; Celastrales; Celastraceae
Exons: 8
Coding region: 332-1810 (492 amino acids)
Source: RefSeq, a predicted model, not a curated record
AAUCUGCUUUUAUGGGUAAAAUGCUGUGAUAUCUUUUACCAAAAUUUACCAUGCAAUCUGUGAAUCGCAUCAACUAUUUUUCUAGGUAUUUUAUGAAACAUCCUGUAUUUUCAGUAUUUCCAAUCAUAAAAUCAUCAUAACAAAACUGGGAACUGAUUCAUUGCAUUAAAUCCAAGCGAACAAUUUUAAGCGACACGUGUUCCCCAUCCACUGGCGUUUCGAUGAACGCGAAGCUCCGUUAUCCGCUAUCUUCCUUUCAAAAUAACGAUUCCCACCAAGUGUCUUCACCAGGAGCCCUAAAUUCUCCUCCGAGAAGCCCUAAUCCACUACGAUGUCGCCGUCCAACGAGGUAGUCGAAGACUCCAGCUGCUGUUCGUCUUUCUCUGGCAAUAAUGGUGGAAUUCACGGGGACUGUUGCGUUGUGUGCUUUGGAGAUUGUGACGGUAAGGAAUGCAGGAGAUCAUAUCCUCAUACGUGCUCUUCAUUUGCGCCGGGGUUGGGUGUGGUGUCGUUGAAUAAUUCCGAGAAGCUGUGGAGAGUCUUGACCGCCUCGACUAAAGGUUUUGCGAUUGGAGCUGGCAUCAAGGGAGGUCUCGCUGUCUUCUCGAUCCUAGCCAAACUGAGACGCAGAUCAUUGCGCUCCGCCAGGAAAGUUGAGUUGUUUACAAAUAGUGAAGCGAUAACUAUGGCCUUCAAUGAGACGCUUAGAUACGGGUUCUUCCUUGGUACUUUUGCUGGUACUUUCGUUUCUGUGGAUGAGAUUGUCGCUGCUUUGGGAGGACACCGAAGGACUGCAAAAUGGAGGGCCUUGUUAGCAGGAUUGAUUGCGGGGCCUUCAAUGCUUUUAACGGGGCCAAACACACAGCACACGAGCUUGGCCAUAUACAUACUUAUGCGAGCUGCUGUGUUAGCUUCUCGCUGCGGGAUAAAGAGCAAACGAUUUGGGCGAAUUUGUAGGCCUCUUGCAUGGAAGCACGGUGAUAUCUUCCUCAUGUGCCUCUCCUCGUCCCAAAUUCUGUGUUCUUACAUAUUGAAGCAAGACAGUUUGCCUCCAUCAUAUAAGUCCUUUCUCAAUACACAUGGUGGAAAGGAUAUUGCUAUCCUGCAGGGUGUGAAAGACAUUGCGAGUGGCAUGCCUUUUACUAAUUUGGAGACAAUUGAGAAAUGUUACAGCACCAUGGGCAUUAACGUUAAACUUGAUCCAGAAAUGAAAAUCCCUUGCUCAAUUAUACAUGGAAAUCAAUCAUGUGGUGCACAUUUUUUCACUUUCCUCUUUCAAGCUUACAAAAGAGCAUUACCAGUGUAUCUUCCUGUCUAUUUGAUACCUGCAUUGAUAGUUCAUCGUCAAGGCCUCUUGAAAAGGCCUUACACCAUAUUGGGGAAGAGUCUUCUAGGUACUGCAAGAUCAAGUUUGUUUCUUUCAACAUAUUGCUCAUCUGCAUGGGCGUGGACGUGCCUGCUUUUUAGGAUUUUCAAAAAAUGCAACAUUCCAAUGGUAGCUCUGGGAACGUUUCCCACUGGACUUGCAUUGGCUAUUGAGAAGAAGAGCAGGAGAAUUGAAUUGUCACUUUACUGCCUUGCACGGGCUAUUGAGAGCUUCUUUACAUGCAUGAUUGAUGUUGGAUAUUUGCCACAGUUAAAGAAUCUGAAAAGAGUUGAUGUGGUAAUUUUCAGUCUAUCAACAUCCAUUAUAAUGCAUUGCUACGCACAGGAGAGGGAAGUCUUUCGGUCUAAGUACUUGAAUGUUCUUGACUGGGUGUUUGGAGUGCCCCCUCCCCCAUGUGAAACCCCACGCUGCAAAGACAGUUAAAGUGGGUCUUCUAUAAUUUAUUUAUUUAUUGGUUUCGUUUAUGCGGUCGGUACAAUGUAAUUUAACAGGCAAAACAAUUUCCAUUAGUUUCAGAGACAAUGAAAAUCAAGUUACUCAA